Messenger RNA from Calypte anna (Anna's hummingbird), 751 nucleotides. RefSeq names its product fatty acid binding protein 3 (gene FABP3). Gene Ontology annotation, cellular component: nucleus; cytosol. The transcript is spliced from 4 exons. Gene Ontology annotation, molecular function: fatty acid binding. Bases 121 to 522 code for a protein of 133 amino acids. Gene Ontology annotation, biological process: fatty acid transport. The record is from RefSeq and is a predicted model, not a curated record. NCBI's taxonomy places the organism in Eukaryota, Metazoa, Chordata, Aves, Apodiformes, Trochilidae.
GCCGGCAGGCAGCUGCGAGUUGGGUGCUCCGGGCCACGCUCACAGCCUGCCGGACCGCACCAACCUCCACCCCCCCGACGAGACACACGUGUGGCUCUGUGCCCCCCUCGCCACCUCGCCAUGGUCGACGCCUUUGUGGGCACCUGGAAGAUGGUGGAUACGGCCAAUUUCGAUGAGUACAUGAAAGCGUUGGGCGUGGGCUUUGCCACGCGGCAGGUGGCCGCGUUCACCAAACCCACCACCAUCAUCGAGGUGGCAGGCGACAAGAUCACCCUGAAGACUCAAAGCACCUUCAAGAACACCGAGAUCAGCUUCAAGCUGGGAGAGGAGUUUGACGAGACCACAGCGGAUGACAGACAUGUCAAGUCCUUGGUCACGCUGGAUGGGGGCAAACUCAUCCACGUGCAGAAGUGGGAUGGGAAGGAGACAUCGCUGGUCCGGGAGCUGAAGGAUGGGAAGUUGAUUCUGACGCUCACCAUGGGCAACGUCGUCUCCACCCGCACCUACGAGAAGGAGACAUAGAUGGUGCUGUCCCCAGCUCCUCCGCCUCUCACCCGGUGCCACCUCCACCCUCCCCCGCAUCGCCUCCCCGCGCCGGGCAGGGUUGGCCAUGGCCUCAGGGCUGCCUCCUGCCCUCUUCUCAUCACCUCCUCCUGAGGCUGCCUGAGGCUUGGGUGGUGCUUUUGUGGUUUGGUUUCUUUUUCCAUUUUUUUUUUUAAUUAAUAAUGGAGAAAAAAAAAAAAACACUUGG